Messenger RNA from Theileria orientalis strain Shintoku, 1542 nucleotides. RefSeq lists its product as uncharacterized. Gene Ontology annotation, molecular function: protein binding. The transcript has 9 exons. The record is from RefSeq and is a predicted model, not a curated record. The coding region runs from base 1 to 1542 and encodes 513 amino acids. NCBI's taxonomy places the organism in Eukaryota, Apicomplexa, Aconoidasida, Piroplasmida, Theileriidae.
AUGUCUGGAGAUGACGAUAAUCUUCAUUUCAAUUUGGAAUCUUCACCUACCAAAUCAUUGGUUUCCAUUCCAGAUACCGAUGAUAAAUUAAAUAUUUCAUUCUUUUACGCAGUUGAUGAUUCUACCGAGCUUAAGAGUAAAUUUGCCUUGAGUCAAUAUGAAAUAUUUUCACACAGUCACGCAUAUUCCAAAAAGAACUUCUCAGGCUACUCCCAUGACUUCUUCGCAAACUGCGGGUCUCAAAUCAGUUGCAUCGACUUCAUCCAAAAUGACCUGUAUCCCAGCCUGGGAGACUCCAUUUUAAUACUGGUUGGCACGAGCUCCAUCAACCAAUACCUGGAAAGUGUCGGAGAGUAUCACACCUAUGUUCAUUUGUACGUGCUAAAUUUCUGUGCCAGUGAUCCGAAACCAGAUCAGCCCAUUGUUGAUUUAAGUUUUCUGUGUCUGACCCCAAUCAAGAACGACGACUGCGUUAGACUGAAGUGGGUCAAGAUUAACUAUGUAACGGGAUACCUCUUCGCCGUAAUAUUGCUGAAAGGCGGAUGUGUAAAACUGUGUAGAUUCAAUGUUGCGAGUCUGAGCAAGUUGCUCAAAUCCGACGAACCAGCGAGUAAAAGAGUCUUGGAGCCCGAUUACUUGUGGCAAUUUGACCGUGGCGCGUCCGGGCCCAGGCGCUUCACCUGCUUCGACAUUUCCUAUAACGUCAAUGACGCACUGAUAACACUGGCCUGCGGAAGCAACGACGGAUUCGUUGAUCUCUGGAAUUUCAACCUCAGCCUGUUUCAGAGUUUCUCGUCUGAGUCCGCCGACAGUGAAUACAUUCCAUCACAUAAAAAGAUCCAGAUUCUCUACGGAAUGACCAGCAACCUUUUAACGAGGGAGAUCACUGAAAUAUCGUUCCUUCCCCUUCCAAACUCGUAUGUGCUCGCAGUGGGAACCUUUUUGAAGGGCCUGAUCUUGUGGGACACCCGCUUCUCCCAGUUAGAGGGUGAGAUACGGACCUACAACAUCGGCAAGCCUAUAACCUGCGUCACCUGGACGCCUAACAGCCAGUACGUGCUGGUCGGAGCCUCCACAGGCAUGCUGCUGGAGUGGCAGACUAGGCAUAACACAAUUAUAGUGUCCUACGAGAAACUGACCAAGAGCAAGUCAUCGAAUCUCCUCGACAACAUUUGCUGGAGUGCGCACGCCUCCGAAGAUGCUGUGUACUUCGCGUUCGACAGCGGCGAGACCAUUGAAAUAAAGACUAGUAACGUGCUCAGGAAGAGCAUAAAGGAAGACGCUAUGAUCUUUAAGUGGAAACUGGACGUUGAAGGUACCAAGCCACCGGACGAAUUCCCGCCUUACAAGACUUCACCAUCUCACAUAGAAUCGAUAAACAACGCCAUCACAGCGAAGUUCCUACAAGACUGGUCGAACGCGAAGAAGUACGGAGUCACCGUCACCAAGUGCUUCGAGGGAGUUACUGUGGAUGAGCCUCAGACGCAUGUGCGCAAUAAGGUUUUCGCGCUCACGACGUUAGUCAGGAGUCUGCUAAUGUGA